Macroventuria anomochaeta is the source of this 1108-nucleotide messenger RNA. RefSeq lists its product as uncharacterized. The transcript has a single exon. Bases 478 to 639 code for a protein of 53 amino acids. Lineage: Eukaryota; Fungi; Ascomycota; Dothideomycetes; Pleosporales; Didymellaceae. The record is from RefSeq and is a predicted model, not a curated record.
UUUAGAUAUUUAUUGAAGGGUUGCGGGGUGCUUACAAACCUCCGACUCCUGCCAUUUUUGCUUACCGGAAGGUGAUCACGAGUUAUUGCUCGCCCUAGUAUCGAUGGCGAACAUUAUGCCAUCAAGGCCCUCAGAAGGGCUAACUGACUCCUCAGGUGGGCUAUCAAGUUUUCUCCAAAGUGCGCUACUAAAAGGAGCCGGCCACCUUCCCAUUCCGCGCGCUGUCGCUCCCCCAAAUUGGUCCCUCGCCUUAACGCGACUUCAGGCCACGACGCUCCUUUCUUCUCUGUCGACCUAGCAACAUCGGCGCCCAGCUAAGACGGAGUCUCGACGCUAUUCCCAGUGUGAAAACUUGAAGCCACGAACUUCUAUCUGCCCCGCACUAACCGCAACAUCUCACAAUGUUAGCCCUAGGCUUUCCCCGCACCCGCGAUCAUAUCCUGAAACGAACGAUGAUGCCUUGGCCAUCCAACCACGAUGGCGUUCUAUUUGAAAUUCGAUCUGAAGAUGCAGUUUCCAGGCGCGUGGCAGAUUCCAGACAUCUUAGAAGAUCAUGCAGGUCGAACUCUUAUCAACCAUCUCCAGAGUCCGGAUCGUCUGCCACCGUCUGCCACCAUUGUAGUCAUAUGGAUCCUCUAAAAUCUGGGGUAAAUAUGGAGCAUGCCAUUUUCACGUAGCGGCCCUUUGCUUCGUGCAAAGCUGCUUGAUAGAAACUACCUACCUACCCCGCUAUCGUCGUGCGGUCUUACGGGUCAAAGAUACAACCUCACGGCAUUAAGGAUCUCCGCACGGUAGCCUAGGAGCCGCAUGCAGUGGAGCUGCAGUGGACCUGCCUAGAUAUUGAAGCAGUAUUGCUAUUGGAGAAUGGUUUUACUGUUUUGGGGUGAUGAGAGGUGCAUGUGGGAUGUGGCUUGUCAGGCUUGUACGACAGCUGGGGGAUAACGUUUUAGGUGCGUUCGACCGACCCAGUUGGCAGUUGUAGCUCUCCAGAUUCCCGAUGCGAUGGUGGAUUCUCUUACUCACAUGAGCUACAUCAAACGACGCGGUUGGAGGAUGAGAACGCGAGGCUGACGGACGUUAAGCUAGGAAGUGCACGGGCUGAAUGGGC